Harpegnathos saltator (Jerdon's jumping ant) is the source of this 2797-nucleotide messenger RNA. Its product is annotated as protein-glutamate O-methyltransferase. NCBI's taxonomy places the organism in Eukaryota, Metazoa, Arthropoda, Insecta, Hymenoptera, Formicidae. The record is from RefSeq and is a predicted model, not a curated record. Gene Ontology annotation, cellular component: nucleus. The transcript has 8 exons. Gene Ontology annotation, molecular function: phosphatase activity. Gene Ontology annotation, biological process: DNA damage response. Bases 370 to 1788 code for a protein of 472 amino acids.
GCAUGCGCAUUAUACAUAUCCUUGAAAUGACAUCUUAUAUAACGUGUUUCGGCUGCGCACGUCGUAAAUAUGAGUUAAUAUUCUGUUUUGACUCUAUAUGUUCAUGGAGUGUCUCGGACAAGUGUCCAAAAACAUGUACGUAAUAUAAGAAAAUAAAGCAUUAUCCGUAGUGAGUUACAUUCAUUUGAUCACAUCAAUUGAUGCAACGUUCAUUGACCACGUUGCGAUGAUAAUAUCCCAGCUGAUCACUCGCGAAGGACUGGUCGAUUGAAACAUAUUCACUGUUCUUAUUAUUCUCAUCAUUUCAAAUCAUAUCAUUGCUAAUCAUCCAGAUUUUAUCAAUAUACAAUUGAGACCCAGUUCCAAAAGAUGACGCAACCAAAGUCCAUGAAUGAAAUUCAAGAUGUGCAGAAUAUAUCUACACCUAUUGGUGUGCAACUGUGUGGAAAAUAUAAAAAAAGUUUUGCUUAUGUAACAAUCAAAGAUAGAUUGCCAGUAAUCUUGACAAAAGUCAUUGAUCACUUUAGUCGUAAUAAAGAAUCUAUACAAACUAUUUAUGGCAAGGAUUCCAUAAACGAAAUCAAAUAUCUUAUAGGAUUUAUAAGCAAAUUGAAAAAUGAGGUAGUUACUAAUAAGGUUUUAAGACCUUUGCGUUUGCACGAUUAUACAUCCAACGAUGAAGCAGAGGAAUGGAAUAAAUAUCUAGAACACAGGACAGAUAUAGAAGGUGAAAUACCCACAUGGUUCAAUACAAUAUGGCUAUACUGCGAAUGCUACAUGUACCGUGUAUUAGCUCAAGAGAUUAGUUUAAUGGUGAAAUUAUCGCGUUACGACCCAUUUGAAGAUGAAAAACAAGCAAAUUUUGUCGAGUCCAUUGAUAGCAUAAGCACUCUUGGCUCUUAUAUCAGAGAUAUUAUAUCCACAUACAUGCCUGAUGAAGAUUUGCACACGGAAAAGAAGGAAGCGUUUCGGAAAUUGCUAAAUGUGUGUUUAUGGGGUAAUAGGUGCGACCUGUCUCUCAGCGGGGGAGCUAGCGCCAGUCAGUCUGGCAAUCCAUUUGAAAUAUUGGAAUCCUUGAAAGAAAAUAUAAUAUCAAAUGAUUGGGAACAUGUAUGGAAUGUUUUAUGUGACAAGACUGAAAGAGAAUGUGUUAUAGUUGAUAUAGUACUUGAUAAUGCAGGAUACGAACUUUUUACCGACUUGUGUUUAGCAACGUUUUUAAUUCUGAAGGAACUUGCGACUAAAGUGAGGUUCUACGUCAAGAAAUAUCCAUGGUACGUGAGCGAUGCAACGUUACAUGAUUUUUACUGGAUCUUGGAACAGAUGGGUUAUUUACAUUCACAUCCGGAUCUACAAUUUUUAUCUAAAAUGUACUUCGAUUUUUUGGAUGCUGAAUGCUGGAGCCUAGAGGAGGAGCCAUAUUGGACGAGUCCGUAUGAUUUUACAAAAAUGAAAGAGAAAGACACGAAAUUGUACGAGAAGUUGUCUAAUGCUAAAUUAGUGAUAUUUAAGGGUGACUUAAAUUAUAGGAAACUCGUAGGUGAUGUUAAUUAUGAGCAUACUACAGCAUUUGCAAAUGCAUUGGGAAAUUUUUGUCCUACAAAUAUCGCGAGUUUGCGCACUGUGAAAUCAGAUGUUUGUGUCGGAUUACAACCCGGUGUCUCUGAAUCGUUGUUUAAUAAGGAUGACGAUUGGAUGGUUACUGGAAAAUAUGGUGUUAUACAAACUAAUGUUUCUGCUAAUUUAGCACAUCAAAUGAAUUUUAACCAUACUUUGAAGAAGACAUAAAAACGUUAUGAAUUAUCAUAACCGUUGUAACUUAUAUAUUAUUGUACAAACACAAAGCUAUAUAUGAUAUGUUGCAUGUACAAAGAGUAAAAAUGAUGAUAUUCAUACAUUAUAACUUUUGUAUGUAUUGUAAGAUAAUUUAUGUGAAUGUAAUUUCUCCCGUGCCAUAUAUCAUCUGUAUAUAUAUAUAUAUAUAUAUAUGUAUCACUUGUAAUCUCUGUUACAUUUCAUAAAUAUAUGUGUAUGUAUGUAUAUAUAUAUAUAUACACACACACAUACACACAUAAAUAAAGUCUAAACUUAUGACUAUUAUUUCCUAAUAUUCGUUUACAAGCAAACAUUGAACUAUCUUGUAAUAUGUAUGUUUCCAAUUGUGAUCAAUGUGUACUGUCAGUCUAUUGGCCUGUGAUUUCUUUAAAUUAUGCAACAUAAUGAUAAAACGACACAAGAGGAUAAUCUUAUCAAAUAUUCAUAACUCGUUAGUACAUAAACAUGAUAAUUAUCUAUUUUUUUUACACGUCUUUAUACAAUAAGAUGGAAGUGAUAAGAUGGAAUAAAGUUGAGAUGUCUUAUCUUCAAUAUAAUUAAACGAUACGCUUUUACAUUAUUUGAAAUUAUGUUAUAACUUAUAUAUCUGUAAGUACUAUUGAUUGCGUGUGUCUUAUACAAUAAUUUACGAUACGCCUUUAUACAUCGUAAGUGUUAUACAAUAUAAAAUAACUUAAUUUUAUAUCAAAUUGUAUAUUAUGAAGAAACUUAUGUCUAUACAGAUAGCAUAAGUUAAAAGAAAACUCAGUAUGAAGUAAAAAAUGUUUCUUAAUUAUCUCAUUUAUUGGAUUUCAGUUGGCGAUAUAUUACAUAUGUACGUGCACAAAAAUUAUAAAGCAAGCUCCUGUAAAAAGAGUAUAAUACUAUAUUUACAUAAUAAUCAAAUGUACAAAGUUAAAUUUUCUAUAUGUCUAUUUUGAUUUAAAUGAUUUGUCAUUAAUAAAGUUCGACGCUUUGUAUA